CUCGUGUUGUUUGUCCCUCCUCUUUCUUCUUCCUUAACCACACCCCCUUUUUUCUGUACUGGGAGAGCCGCUCAGAUAGUUGGCCGUGACUGCAGCAGAGUGUGAGAGGCCCAGACAGCCAGCAAGAGGGGAACUGAGAUCAGUUACAGCAGGAGAAGGGAAGCAGGCAGGCGAGAAAGUGAUCUGGGAGCAGAGAGGGUGGAAGCAGUUUGCUUUGUAGAACAGUAAGAAAGUGAAGGAAAAAAACAGAAAGAGGGGAUUUUGUCCAUGUAGAGGACUUUGGGGGAGACAGGACAGCCGGCCAGGGGGGGCAGUGGCAGGGGCAAAGACAGACAGAUAGACAGACAGACAGACAGGGAACACCUGGACCAAGCAAGGCAUUGCGUUACUUUGAGAUUUCCUCAAUAGCACAGGAUUGCAGUGAGUUGGAGAGAAACAUGUUUGACUGCAUGGAGGCUCUGGGGCUGGCCCCUCGGCCCCUCUUCGAUGUGUCAAGGCAAGGCUCCUGCAUGCUCGGCAAGGCCACCCCUUACUUCUCCGGGCUGGACCCUUUUGCCUGGGCCGGGACAAGCAGCGUUCAGUCCGUGGAGACCCAGAGCACCAGUUCGGAGGAGAUGGUGCCAAGCUCCCCUUCGCCGCCUCCUCCGCCUCGGGUUUAUAAGCCAUGCUUUGUGUGCCAGGACAAGUCAUCUGGUUAUCACUAUGGAGUGAGCUCCUGUGAGGGCUGCAAGGGUUUUUUCAGGCGCAGCAUCCAAAAGAAUAUGGUGUAUACAUGCCACAGAGACAAGAACUGUCAGAUCAACAAAGUGACCCGUAACCGCUGCCAGUACUGUCGGCUGCAGAAGUGCUUUGAGGUCGGCAUGUCCAAAGAAGCGGUGCGUAAUGACAGGAACAAGAAGAAGAAGGAUGUAAAGGAGGAGGUGGUGCUGCCAGAGAACUACGAACUAAGCGGGGAACUGGAGGAGCUGGUUAACAAAGUCAGCAAAGCACACCAAGAGACCUUCCCGUCUCUGUGCCAACUAGGAAAGUACACCACAAAUUCAAGUGCUGACCACAGAGUGCAGCUGGACUUGGGCCUCUGGGAUAAGUUCAGUGAGCUCUCCACUAAGUGUAUUAUAAAGAUUGUGGAGUUUGCCAAGCGGCUACCAGGCUUCACUUCGCUCACCAUCGCUGACCAGAUCACCCUCCUCAAAUCUGCAUGUCUGGACAUCCUGAUGCUGAGGAUAUGCACUCGCUACACACCAGAACAGGACACAAUGACCUUCUCAGAUGGCCUGACUCUCAACAGGACUCAGAUGCAUAACGCUGGCUUUGGCCCACUCACAGACCUGGUGUUUGCUUUCGCUGGUCAGCUGCUGCCUUUGGAGAUGGACGACACAGAGACGGGGCUGCUCAGUGCCAUCUGUCUCAUCUGCGGAGAUCGUAUGGACUUGGAGGAGCCAGAGAAGGUGGACAAGCUGCAGGAACCGCUGCUAGAGGCUCUAAAGAUCUACACCCGACGCAGACGCCCGAACAAGCCUCACAUGUUUCCCCGAAUGCUGAUGAAAGUCACAGACCUCAGGGGAAUCAGCACCAAGGGUGCAGAAAGAGCCAUCACACUAAAAACAGAGAUCCCCGGCCCCAUGCCUCCCCUGAUCAGGGAGAUGCUGGAGAACCCGGACUCCUUCGAGGACAGCAGCGACUCGGGCGACAGCGGUGCAGCUGCUCCCCCUGCCAUUCAAGCCAUCAAGCAAGAAGACAAGUCCACGUAUGAGUCAGCCUUUGAGGAAGAAGAGGAGGAGGAAGAGGAUGACUAUUGGGACGAGGAGAAAGAGCGAGGGGCAGACAGUGAUGGAGAGCUGUGGGGAGAUGCGGCAGCGGGCGCGCAAAAGAAAAGUGUGACAGGGAAGAAGCAGUGAGAGACACAAGGCGACAACGCUUCCUCGCACAGAUCGCCGAGCGCCGCUGAGCAACACCACCUCCCGGGAAACCUCACAGAUUAAGGCUCUUAAACGGUGUUUCGUACAGCACAUAUCUGGAUAUACUGUACACACUGACUGAAAGGAAAAUGUGUUAAAUUCAGCAUAGGAAGUGAGAAAUUGGAGACGCAAAAGCACUACAUUUCAGUGGAUUGAUGAGGGCACCAUUAAAAAAAAAAUCACCGUGCCAGACUGUUUAAAAGAUAUAAAAAAAAAAAGCUUUUUGUCCGCACAAAGACAGGAAAAAAGAAUUGUUGAAAGAAGAAAAUGCACUCCUCUGCUAUCUAUUAAGGGCUAUGCUUUGUAUAAAAUUGAUGGUAAGAAUACAUUGCAGCAACAGAACUCUAUGUGGUGUCCAAAUACCACCAAUGUCUUCUCAGAAUUACUUUUAUUACUAUUCAGAGAUUAUGCUCCUUAUUUUUUCAUUAUAUGAUUUUUUAUAAGCAUGUACACAUUUGUGUUUUGUCUUCGUGUUCAUUUGUGGGACCUUGUGUUGCUUUUUUUUCUGCAUUCAGUCCUGCUCACAUUUGACUGGACAUUUACGUGUGUGUGUGUGUGUUUUUAAUUGUAUGCAUUUCUUUUAUUGGACACAGUGAAGCAAUAGCAGAAAAAAAAGGAAAAAGCGCAAUAGCAAAGAGACGGAGUCAUGAGCAGGACUCAAACUCACAGUGUGACAAAUGUGGUAUGGCAGUUAAAAUUCAUGCAAAUCCCUGAUUGGUAAUAAGCUAAUCUGAAAGAAAAGAAAGAGGAAUUCAGCUUUAAUUUUAACUGUGGUGCUUGUGGGCCAAAUAAUAAUUUUCUUUAAAAAUGUAAAAGACAUGCAGCAAACAUAUCUCCACCUCCACCUGAGGCUGAGUUUGUCAGGGCCAUGCUUCACCAAUCUAUAAAGUAUUUUCUGCCAACAUAACUCACCAACCAUCAGAAGUUCUUUCACUAAAGAGUAGGGAUCAUUCAAAUCUGAAAUUUUCACUGUGCACUUGUUCUAGCAACCAGGUUCAGGUAAGCUAUAUCAGUUUCUUUCUUUCUUUAAACAAAGUGAGCAAAAACUCAUCCAGGCAAGCACUUCUAUAAAAAGCCAUUUACUUCACAGAAACCUCAGGCGUGUUUGUGUGCGUGCGUGCAAGUGAGAGCGUGUACCAGUAAACAGGGUGAUGUAAUCGAUACGUUACAGCACUGCCAUCAUCCACAGUGAGUGUUUAUCAAGAAGUCCAAUUACCAGCAUCUGUAAAUGUAUAUAACAAACAACAACAUGCACACAAAAAUAGAGAUUUUUUUUUUUUUAAGGAAGGAGAUCUCCCUCAACCAAACACUUGUUUUGGAGAGUAGCUCAUCAGCUGCAACCGUCCAGCAGGACAGUGACUGAGCUGCCUGCCGAGGAGCAGGGUUCACGUGCGCUGCAUUCAAUGAGUCGUGCAAAACUUGGAAUUUGUAAAAUAAAAAUUUCCUUGCGAUGAAAUAGCUUUUUUUUUUUUUAAAUAAAUGGAAGGUGUGUGUGCAGCUGCGACACGCCGUCAGUGCAGUGUGCUGAUGAAGCUGAAAAAAAAAAAAGAUGACGUGACCACUGCGGUGACGCAGUGACCGGUAUUUACAAGUUAAAGCUGUCUUCAGCACGAUGUUGAAGCCAUCGAGGACAGAAGUUGUGAGUUUGCUUUUUUCACUUUGUGAUUUUGCUGUCGUAUUGUAAACACAUCAGGACCAUAUCACCGAGGGAAAAGACAAAACAUAUCUUGCACUUAACCAGCCAAACAUUGUUCAGUAUUUAAAAGUAUUUUCUAUGUUGUAUAACCGUGAUCGUUUGGAAUGUGUUUUUACUUCUUUUAUCUGUUUUAAAGCCUUUGACUUAUUCCAGGAUUUGAGCUGGUGCAGCCGUGAGGUCAGCUUUACACAUGAGUAUGCCAUUUAAAAAGAAAAGGAUCAAAGAUAGAUUACAUUUGGACAAACACAAACCACUGAUAAUCCAUAACAUUUUUUUUAAGGUUCUUAUCUCUCUGUUGGUUUUUACCUGGCGUCUUACUUUUUGUAAGCACAAUCUCUGCCGUGUUCAAAUGUCUUCAUGUUCAGGGAUUCGGGUUCCUCAUGAGUUCUGUUUCAACUUGUACCAAAAUGGCUCUGAUGGCUCUGACACCCAUGCACUCACACACACAGAAAUACAAAAACUACAAAACUUUUACAUUUUUUUAUGCAAAGUCAGUACUAUUUUUGCUGUUUGGGGGGGGCUUAUGAGUUAUUUGUUGUUUCUUGUAUUUUGAUAAAUGCUCUUUUUGUUCUCAGA
Molecule: messenger RNA, 4230 nt
Organism: Archocentrus centrarchus (flier cichlid)
Lineage: Eukaryota; Metazoa; Chordata; Actinopteri; Cichliformes; Cichlidae
Product: retinoic acid receptor gamma-A-like
Exons: 8
Coding region: 438-1898 (486 amino acids)
Biological process (GO): regulation of transcription by RNA polymerase II; cellular response to corticotropin-releasing hormone stimulus; retinoic acid receptor signaling pathway
Cellular component (GO): transcription regulator complex; nucleus
Molecular function (GO): nuclear receptor activity; zinc ion binding; nuclear glucocorticoid receptor binding
Source: RefSeq, a predicted model, not a curated record